Messenger RNA from Monodelphis domestica (gray short-tailed opossum), 4130 nucleotides. RefSeq names its product DnaJ heat shock protein family (Hsp40) member B2 (gene DNAJB2). NCBI's taxonomy places the organism in Eukaryota, Metazoa, Chordata, Mammalia, Didelphimorphia, Didelphidae. Gene Ontology annotation, biological process: ERAD pathway; positive regulation of proteasomal ubiquitin-dependent protein catabolic process; protein refolding. Gene Ontology annotation, cellular component: endoplasmic reticulum membrane; cytosol. The record is from RefSeq and is a predicted model, not a curated record. Gene Ontology annotation, molecular function: ATPase activator activity; Hsp70 protein binding.
UCUCAACCAAUAAGGGAGGGGAGAGGGAGAGAAUUUGGAACUGAAAAUAAGAUAAAAUAUUAAAAAAAGAAAGCACUGGGUUUGGAAACGGUGGUCUUGGGUUAAAAUUCCAUUUUUUAUGAGCUAUGUGAUCUGCUACAGUAGAAAGCAACGACAGGCACUUAAUACAGGUUUAUUGACUAACUAACUGGAAUUAGAGAGACUGGGUUCAAAUUCCCACACUGCAGAGUAUAGUAUCUCUGUGCUCUUGCAUAAGGCCCUCUCUGACCCCUGGUUCUUCAUCUGUAUAAUAAAAAGUUGAAUUAGAAUGGUUUCUGAGAUCCUUUCCAGCUCUGGAGCCAGGAUCCCUAGGUUUGGUGUUUGUGGGAUCCUUGGGCUGUGCGUCCAACUUUGUGUGAAGUGUAUGUGUCUGGGGAGGAUUGUUGCUACAGGCACGCAAUGAAUACCAGAGGGAGAUGGGCAACUUGUUUGUAUGAGCCUGUUUGCCUGGCUGGUCCUCUGUUUUAGAGUGUGCGUCAUCCUUGGAGCGUGUCUGUCUCUGCCUAGGCCUGUUGGUCCCGUCGCUAGUGUCGUCAUGGUACGAGCCCAAAAUAGCUUCGGCUCCGCCUCCACCUUCGAGCAGCCUCUGCUGCCUGCCUUUCUUCCCUCCCACUCCCACCCCCACCCCAUCCCGUCUCCCAGGCAGGCUGGGCGCCAGCUAUUCGCAGUCUAGUAGCUUCCUUACCUCCAGCGCAUGCUCGGGCCCUUUGGCUAAGCUAGCGCUGGGCCGAGCUGCGCAGUUCGGGAGCCAGAGCCGGGAGCGGAGGCUGCCAAUCUUCAUUAGGGACAGAUAGACAGACGUGCUGCUAUGGAAUCUUCCUACUACGAGAUCCUGAAUGUGCCUCCAAACGCCUCCCCUGAUGACAUCAAGAAGGCCUAUAGAAAGAAGGCACUAGAAUGGCAUCCAGAUAAGAAUCCUGAUAACAAGGAUUAUGCUGAGCAGAAGUUUAAGGAAGUUGCAGAAGCCUAUGAAGUGCUUUCUGACAAGAAUAAGCGGGAUAUCUAUGACCGCUAUGGCAAAGAAGGACUCUCUGGGACUGAUUCAGGAGGUCCGUGGGCUGGAUCCAGGGGAUUCUCCUUUACUUUCCGAAAUCCUGAUGAAGUCUUCAGGGAAUUUUUUGGAAACCAAGACCCAUUUUCUGAAAUGUUUGAUGACCGAGGCCUAGGACAGGGCCCAACGAGUCGUAGAACCUUCUUUUCCUUUGGGUCUCCCUUCUCUUCCCAUCCAGGCUUCGCUUCAUCCUUUUCCUUUGGUACUGGAGCCCAUGCCCUACGUUCUGUGUCCACCUCUACCACUUAUGUGGACGGUCGUCGAAUUACAACUCGACGAAUCAGGGAGAAUGGAGAGGAACGGGUAGAGAUUGAGGAAGACGGGCAGCUAAAGUCAGUCCUUGUCAAUGGAGUCCCUGACGAUUUGGCACUGGGCCUGGAGCUCAGUCGUAGAGAACAGAUGCAGUUGGACAGUGAGUCUAGUGAUUCUCUGCCCAGGGCAUUCCGUACUUUAGGCAUCUCAGACAGUGAGCCUUCUGAUGAAGAUGAGGACAUGCAGCUUGCCAUGGCCUAUAGCUUAUCUGAGCAAGAGGCAGCAGACAAGCACACAGGUGGUCGUCGGGUUAGCCAACGGCAUGUAGGUCCUGGGACUUGGACUCAGGAGGCAACCCAGAAGAAGUCUCCAGGUGGGCAGCGGGCCAGUCCACGACUCCGGAAUACUGGGACCCGGGCCCAGGAUGGAGCUGAGAAGAAGUCUGCAGGUGGGAGGCGGACCAGCCCACGACUUGGAAGUCCUGGGACCCGGGGCCAGGAAUCACCCCAAAAGAAGUCUGCAGGUGGGCAUCGGGCCCACCAAUGGCAGGGAAGUCCUGAGGCCUGGGACCAGGAUUGGGAUGUGGGGAUGGUUCAAGAAGGAGCCCAGGGAGAGUCCAGAGAGCCCAGCCUGGCCUCUGAGGAUAAGGCAUCUCGCUGUAUCAUCCUCUGAAAACUUUGAGAAGUUCUCUUCUCACAGCUGGGGCUCAGCUCACACCCCCCUAACACUGUCUAAGCCUCCAUGGCUCCCUGGGCUUCCCUUCUUAACCAUUAGCCCUGUUUUGGGCGUGAGUCCGCUAUGGCCAUAGGGUUUUCUGCUGCUCUUGCUUCUGUUGUUGCUUAUGCCCAGCACAGAAGAAUCAGGCUCUGUCAGAUGAGAACUGGGCCUAGUCACUGAGGAGGAAAAGGUCCUCUGGAGGAAGGAGAUUAUCCUUGGGCAGGGGUCAGUGGGGUCCUUAGGAAGGGCUCAUCCUGGAGUUAUUGGGGAGCCUGUCUGGGGUGGGGCAUACUUUGUGGUCUGGGAGAGUUUGUCUUAGAUUGAUGGUGGUGAGGAAUGCGGUGAAUAUCAACCUUUGUUCCUCUUGUGCAGUUGUAGACCAUCUACCCCUUGCCACUUGGGUGGCUCUGGGGUGAGGCCUCAGGUGCAGUGAUGAGAUCUGACUGUCUCUGUUGCUUGCCUCCUGCAAUUCCUUGAAGCUGUACCCGCUGCCUCCUUCCUCAGACAUCUCUCUCUCUCUCUUUUUUCCCCUAUUCCCUGCUGUCUGGCUGGCUAAGAUACCCCUCCAUUUCCCUCUUCCCCCAAAAGGCCUUGACACUGAUUGAGGAAGAAGCUGGAAGGGCCAUGGGUCUUCAGGGUAGGUUGGCUAAGGUGGCUAGAGUACAUUCAGUAGUCCCUUGACUCUGAAACCAGCUCCAGUCCAUUCCCUUCUUCCUCUAGCUGUUCCAUCCCCUGUUGGGCUUUUGCACUGGAGAAUAGAGGUUUCCAGAAGAUAGGGGGGUGGUCUGGGGUAAGGGAUGAUCACCAAGGCUUGGCCCAGAUGGGGACCCCUCCUUUGAUCCCCAGGAUGAAGCUUCAGGGGGACCCGUAUACUUGGCUGCUCUGCUGUACUCCAGGCUGCUUGGCGCUGACCCGUUCUUUCCUGUAUCCCCUGCUCUCUCCCCAGAUGUAUUCUGAACUGGAUGUCCAGGACCCAAAGCCGUCGCAAAGCCCCUCCAGGAUGUCGCCCUUCCCUGGGUGCAGGGUGGGGGGAUUCCCCUCCAUUCCUCCCCCCCAUCCAUGCUGAGCUCUGAGCCAUGUCCUGGAAGGUGUGCUUCAGGGGCAGGGGGGAGGCGGGCUUAGUAGCGGUAGACCACAGACUUCCCAGGGGGAUGUGUUCAGUAGCCCUUGGAAACUACGUGUCCCAUAAUGCUAUGUACCCCUUCAUAGAUUGCCUGGGUGAAAGUGUAAGUGGUGUUGGAAGCAAUGCAUGUUAGGACAUGCAGUUUCCACUAGUACCAGCCACGGGCUGCCUCUCCAGCCCUGUGACGGCACAGAGGGAUCCUUAUCCCUCGAAGAGGUGGAGAACGGGUGGGUACAUCGAGGAAGGUGGGGAGUCCCGGGUUGGAGUUCGCCGGCUGAGCCCCUAGGCUCUUUCGACUCGGUUUCAUCAUUGGAUUCCACUAGUUGGGGGAGGAGGAGGAGGAAUCGAUCCCUCAGAAAUGGGGUGGGGGGGGGAGAGAAGGGGAGGGAGAAGCUCUAUUCAUCUGCGCCAGGAAAACAAAGCAGCCACACCCCCAACGAGUGCCUGAAGGGCAGCGGGACCAGCUGACCAAGAAGAGGCCUCUGAAGGCUGAGUGGCGGCGGCGGCGGCGGCGGCGGCGGCGACGGCGGCGGCGACGGCAGCGGCGGCAUGGCGUGGCGUGGCGUGGGGAGGGGUAGGGGAAGGGGAACAAUCGGGUUUUUGUUGGGUGCGGUGUGGCGUUAGGAAUGGGGUGCGGAAUGGGAAACUGGAACUGGUCCCCACAGGCUGUGAGUGUGAGUUGUGCUUGGGACAGCCGAAUGAUGGUGGUGAAGGGUUUGUCGCUGCAUGUAUGGCCCUCAGCCUCUAACGCGUUCCCGUUCGUGAUGACGCGAGCUGCCCUUCCUCUUUCUGGCCGAGUGGAGGCUCAGAGGGGAGGAGGUGGGGGUGGAGGAAGUAUGAGCGCCCCACUAGGUCUGGCUUGGGAGAGCCUGCUGGGUCCCUGUGUGCUUAGCCCAGAUUCACAAAAGAAACACUGGAGUCCAAUAAAGCUGAUAUUCGAAGACUGCA